Molecule: messenger RNA, 2808 nt
Organism: Aspergillus puulaauensis
Lineage: Eukaryota; Fungi; Ascomycota; Eurotiomycetes; Eurotiales; Aspergillaceae
Product: polysaccharide lyase family 26 protein
Exons: 1
Coding region: 1-2808 (935 amino acids)
Source: RefSeq, a predicted model, not a curated record
AUGCGGCCCUCUAUACCAGGCUCUCUUCUCUCCCUAAUCGCGGCUUUCGUCCCGGGUAUUGUCGCCCUCCCAGGCACCGCCAGCACGAACGGAAAUUCCAACGCGGAGUCUAUUCCCGUGCAUUGGCUCGGCGAUACACCAUCCUACGUUGCCGGAACGACAUUCGGACUCCCCUGGCCGCAGGGGAAAUACCACUUCAACAGCACUGCGUUCAGCAUCUCGGGGUUGCAGGGUGGAGAUGCGCCUCUGCACUCCUGGGUCAACGGAUACUGGGCCGAUGGGUCGAUCAAAUGGACCGGACACGCGCUUCCUGCUGUUGAUACUGGCAAUGGUACUCUGGCCGAUGAGUAUACGGUGAGCGUGAAAACUGGAAAGCCUCACUCGUCGAGUCCUGGUGGUGUCAAGAUCCAGAAUUCCGCCGAUGCAGUCACCGUCAACACUGGCAAAAUCAGCGUGGAAUUCCCGAAGAAGGGGUCUAACAUUGUCGACUCCAUAACAACUUCAUCGGGCAAAACGGUUGGGCGGAAUGGGAAAUUGGUUCUGCAUACGCAGUCCGGUGUUGCUGAGGAUGUUGCCGCGCGCGCGAAUACCUCUAUUACAUACAGCAAUUUCGAGAGUAGCAUUUCCGGUGUUUCUGUUAGUGCAGGGAAUGGGAGCUCUCGUGCGCUUGUUACUGUGCGUGGCCAGCAUGCACCGAUUACCGGCGACGGCGACGGGUGGCUCCCAUUCGUUGUUCGGUUUUAUCUCUAUGCGAACUCCGAUGCCAUUCGCAUCGUGCAUAGUAUUGUGUUCGAUGGGGAUGCUGAGAGUGAUUUCGUCUCCGCGCUGGGGAUCCGGUUCUCUGUCCCGUUGGCUGGGGAGGAACUCUAUAACAGGCAUGUGCGUAUUCCUGGUGAAGGCGGGGGCUUCCUCCACGAGGCCGUUCGAGGGAUUACAGGACUGCGCCGAGAUCCAGGAGAGGAAGUGCGCACUGCACAGGUUGCGGGUGAGGAAUUGCCUGAUGAAAGUACGUGGGACACGCGGGUGACCAGCCGCCUGCAGUGGAUUCCAGCCUGGAAUGACUAUAAACUUUCGCAGCUCUCGCCGGAUGGAUUCACCAUUGCCAAGCGUACGAAGGCCGGACAGGGCUGGGUGCAUGUUCCUGGGGGGACCAGAUCAAAUGGAUUGACGUAUCUGGGAGGCGCAACGAAAGGAGGCAUUGCGGUUGGAUUGCGUGAUUUCUGGCAGAGGUUCCCGGCUGGAGUUGAGAUUGGAAAUGCGGCGGGUGAUGAAGGGCAUCUUACAAUUUGGUUGUAUAGCCCUGAAGCCGCGCCGCUGGAUCUACGACCUUUCCAUGAUGGGCUGGGCCUAGACACGUAUGAGAAGCAGCUGGAUGCGUUGGAGAUCACGUACGAAGACUACGAAGAAGAGUUCAACACGCCGUAUGGAAUUGCGAGGACCAGCGAGGUAUACCUGUACGCGUUUGACCAGACGCCUGACAGUGACCAGCUGGCGACGCUGAGCCAGCAUACGAAUGAGCCCCCGGUUCUCGUUGCCGACCCGUCGUAUAUCCGUGAGACGAAAGCCCUAGGAACGUAUUGGGCUUUGCCGGACACCUCAAACGAUAAAGCGGCGACUAUUGAGGAGCACCUCGAUUUCCUGGUCGAGUAUUAUGAAGGCCAGGUUGAGUCGCGCAGGUGGUACGGCUUCCUCGACUACGGCGACUACAUGCACACCUACGACGAGGACAGGCAUAUUUGGCGGUAUGAUGUCGGCGGGUACGCAUGGGACAACUCCGAGCUGUCCCCCGACUUGUUCCUGUGGCAGUACUUCCUGCGUACGGGACGGGAAGAUGUAUUCCGUCUCGCCGAGGCCCUGACCAGACACACCGGCGAGGUCGACGUGUACCAUAUCGGCGACUGGAAGGGUCUUGGGACUCGACAUGGCGUUCAGCACUGGGCCGACAGUGCAAAGCAAGUCCGCAUCACCCAGCCGCAGUAUCGGAAGUACUUCUACUACUUGUCUGGCGGGGACGAGCGUGUUGGCGAGUUACUCCAGGAAGCACUCGACACAGACAAGACAUAUGAAGUUCUCGACCCGAACCGAAAAGUGCGCACAGACGGCUGGACACCGACACCAGGUCAACCGGCCACCAUCUCCCUAGGAACCGACUGGGCCGGAUUAGCAGGCGGCUGGCUGAUUGAAUGGGAACGCCGUGGCCCUCGCUGGCAGGAAGCACGACAGAAGCUGACCCAGACGGCCCGGGGCAUCACAAACCUGACCAACGGCUUCGUCACCGGCUCCGGUCUAUACUCGUCAACGAAUGGAACACUCACACCACCCCCUGCAGACCUCAACAACACCGGCCUUGUCGAAGUAUCCCAUCUCAACGCCGUUUUCGGCCUGCCGGAGGUCAUCUCCGAGCUCCUGGACCACUGGGGUGACGCUGCCCCAGACCGGCUCAAGGACGUCUGGCUCGAGUACUGCUACUACUAUUCGGCGUCCAAGGCGGAGCAGAAAGCCCGGUACGGGGAGGACUUUGGCAGCUUGAACCUGAUUCAGGGCCACUCCCGGCUGACUGCGUAUUGGGCGCACGACCAGGAUAAUUCCACUGUUGGUGAGCGCGCGUGGAAGGAGUUUUAUGUUAACAAUGAUGGCUUCACGGCGGAUGAGACUUGGACUAGCGAGGAGGUUAAUGGGAGUGCGGUCCUUAUUCCAGUUCAGGAGGCGACGUUUAUCAGUACGAAUGCGGUUGCCCAGUAUGGGCUCGCGGCGAUUCAGAAUCUGGCGCUCGCUGGGGAUGCGUUGGAGGGUUCACCGUAUCCUUGA